This is a messenger RNA of Exaiptasia diaphana, 3342 nucleotides long. Its product is annotated as glutamate [NMDA] receptor subunit 1. The record is from RefSeq and is a predicted model, not a curated record. The coding region runs from base 174 to 2909 and encodes 911 amino acids. The transcript has 7 exons. Gene Ontology annotation, biological process: modulation of chemical synaptic transmission; synaptic transmission, glutamatergic. Lineage: Eukaryota; Metazoa; Cnidaria; Anthozoa; Actiniaria; Aiptasiidae. Gene Ontology annotation, cellular component: plasma membrane; postsynaptic membrane. Gene Ontology annotation, molecular function: glutamate-gated receptor activity; transmitter-gated monoatomic ion channel activity involved in regulation of postsynaptic membrane potential.
GUGACUUUAGCCUCAACAGAAGUGAUUGUCGACGGCGACAAUUGUUAUCAAGUCUCCGUAUUCGUAUAUAUCUAUCCUACAAUUCUUGUACUAYGAAGUAAGCUUAUCACGUUAUAGAAACCUUCCAAUAUUAUUGCGAAGAGAACUAAAAACUAAAGCUGGUUUAUUCCGACAUGGAUAAACUAUGGAUAUUUUUGAUGGUACUUACUAGUACGUUUACAGUGUCAACCCAAAUCGAAUGUUCUUGGGAUAGAUCGACAGUACGAAUUCUUGUCAUACUCGACCAGGAACUGUAUGGUAACUCGUUGAUUUCAGAUUUCAAGACAGCCACAUCAUCUGAAUCAAUGAAUAGAUUGUUCGAUAGCUCUGAAGCUUGUGUUCCAACGGUCAAAUUUGAUUACCUCAGAAUAAACGAAACUUCUGAUGAGAUGGCAACAAUACAGAAUACUUAUAAUAAACUUACCAGGAAUUCAUUUUGCAUUGUUAUAUUGGCGUCUAAUUCCAGGAAGACAUGGUAUGCAAUGGAGUAUAUUAAGUCACAGCAAAUACCAGUCAUUAGUAUCGUUCCUAAGCCUAUAAACCGAGGUUCAGCGUGGAAAGGAUUUCCUGUACUUUAUCUUAAUACCCAUGAAAGUAUCUACGAUAGAACAUACUCCAUUGCUCCAGUCCUGAAAGAACUCUACUUUAAGAAAAUAGUAGUGAUCUACGACAAUAGUAUCGAAAAUAUGCUCGCCACGACCUAUUUUGAAAGAAGUCUUGCAUAUCAUAACAUUCUUAUGCUAUACGCAAUGCUUAUCACCAAAGACACGAGUAUUGAUAGUCUCGCGUUAAAACUUGAAUCAUUUAAAAGUGUUAGUUCAGCCUUUGUUGUUCUCAGUGGUCAGACAAGUAUACUAGACAUACUAUUCGAUGCUGCAUUCAAGGCAGACAUGCUGGGGGAAUCGUUCUCAUGGGUGGUAUUCUCAGAUAAAAAUGAUGAUUAUUCACCAUUAUUCAGCCUUAAACGUUCAAUAAUGUUCGUUAACCCAAGACGUCAUCAGUGGAGUCCACGUGAUCUCAUCAAUGAUGCAAUAUUCUUGUCGACAAGAGGAUUAGACAAUAUCGCCAAAUCACUUGAAAAACAAGAAUGCUCCUGUCGCUGUGAAUGUCAGCCAUUUACCAACCAGCUCUACAGGUGCCUUUUGGAAGUGCAAUUUGCAGGAGAAAGUGGGCUAGUUGUGUUUGACGAUGAAGGUGAACGUAAAUACACCACAUACGACAUCAGCAUCAUGGAAGAAGACCAAAUGGGUCGAUAUUACCGCGGCUUUAUUGGUAAAUGGGAUGGAAUGAGAGURACAAUCAAUGACCAUAAACCAUUACCAAAACUGCGUGCACUUAUCAACGAAUAUCCGCCGAACAUCAUGUCAUUACCUAAAUUAGAGCAUAAACCAUGUCCUCGAGGGGCAGAGAUAUGUAGAAAGAACAUCACAUUACCCAAUGGAGACGUCCAGCAAAAAGAACUGUGYUGCUACGGCUUUGCUAUCGACGUCCUUAGACUAGUACGAGAAGAAGUGUCUCUUGGUUUUGAUGCUGAUUUAAGGUUUAGUGAUGAUGGUCAAUAUGGAGUUUAUAACACAGAGAACGAUUCUUGGAAUGGAAUUGUUGCCGAUCUAUUGGAAGAUAAAGGUGAUGUUACUUUGGACUUGUAUGUGAGCGCAAGAAGAGCGAAAGUACUGGACUUCACGGAGCCGUACGCACCUUCAGGGAUUCAUCUUCUCGUCAAAGARCACAGUAAGAGAGGAGAUAAUCAAAUCUAUUGGCUGUCUUAUCUUAGACCAUUUACAACAAGUGUAUGGUUGACACUUCUUGGCUCAGUUGGAAUAAUGAUUGUCUUCCUAUGGCUCGUGGAAAAACUUGCACCAAAUCGACUUGCCCCUAAAGAACUCAAUGACCUCCCGGACGACAACGGURUGAAUGAAGACGAAUAUCAAACAUUCAUAGAAAGAGAAAGGGUUCGAGGUUUUGAAACGUUCCCUCAAGAAAAACAAGAGGCGGAAGAAGAGGAAUCUUGUGAAGAGAAGCCCAAGCGAAUUCAAUAUGGCCCUUUUGGUCUUGAUAAUGCUGUUUGUUUUACUCUUGCAUUAGCGUUUGGUAGACCAGCCGAUGAAGCAAAACCUUUGCUGAAUGGUGCAAGACUUGCUUCAGUUGCCUUUGGUGUCGCAAUGUUGAUGUUGGUWUCAAGCUACUCAGCCAACCUUGCAGCGUUCUUAAUAGUCGAUGAUAAAUUCGUAUCUGUGGAAAGCAUCUACGAUGAAAAGAUUGCACAUCCACCWCCAGGUUUUCGGUAUGGAACCAUAACUGGUUCGUACAUGGCUGAYUUCUUUGUUAACUCUAAGAAUGCCUACUUGAGAUCGAUGUGGUAUAACAUGAAGGAUAAUAACGUGGAGAGCAUCAGAGAAGGCGUCAAUAAAGUUAAAUCAGGAGAACUUGAUGUAUUUAUUGCCGAUCAGUUAAGUCUGGCUUAUGAAUCUUUAAACGAUCCAAGUUGUCGACUUAAGGUUGUUGGCAAUCCAUUUGCAAUGUCAGGUGCAGCCAUUGCGGUCAAGAAAGGCUCGCCAUGGUUCGCACAGUUCAAUGAAGCACUCCAGAAGCUGAAAUCAAAAGGACUUACAGACUUCAUACAAAAGUUUUGGGUCAAGAAAUAUAAAUGCAUCCAUGAGAAACCUCCAACUCAGCUCAAGAUACAAGACUUGAGUGGWUUGUUUUUACAACUUGCUAUUGCUGUCGUAGCGUGUUUUUUUUCUACAGUUUUACAUCGUACUCUCAGAGUWUUUGCCUCUAAUUAUAAAAUACAAAGAAAGAGAAGCAAAUCACUUGCCACAAGUCCUAAACUUCACAGACUUGUUAAGAGCUUAGAAACUAACGUGUAACAGUAUAACAAAUAAUUGAUAGCUACACAGUCAUAGAAUGAUGGAUACCAAUCAAUAAUUGAUGGAUAUCAUAUCAACAAACAUCAUAAAUUGAUGGAUACGUACAUUGGAUUGCUGGACAGUCCCUCUGAGACUUGUUUAAUAGUUAAAACGUGUUCAAAGGCAACAAUUAUAGAUCAUAGUUAUGMCACUAUACUAGAAUUUAUAUGCAUAGAAUUUUCAUUAUAAAACGCUCCAAAGCCGUCAGUUCUGAUAAGCAAAUCUAUUUUCUUUUACAUCUAAAAGUUUCUCUCGUUUACAAAUUACGUGUUUAUUCACAAGUAUUGGAUGUUUCCAUGUUGAUAUAAACGGUGRAGAAAUUUAUUGUCUCAUUCAAUGAACUGUAAUAAAGUUGUAUUGUGCCAGUCAAUAAAAGCUUAGCUAUAAUGCUUUA